GUCGCUGCAAAAAGCCACCACAAGUCGGGCUGGGUUUAAAGAGAAGCUCCUGCUGGAUGAGCCGACAGCCAGAACCCAGCAGAACCUCCUGCCCGUUGUGGGACUCUCCGGUUCUGGGUGUCACGGAACGAUGGACAGCUAGCGGGCAGUCAGCAGCUAGCUGCGGCGAGAGCUAGCUAACGAUCCGGCUAGCUCCGGCAGCCGGGGCGACGAGCACCUAACUCGGCUUUUUUUUUUUGCCCUUUUUGACGCCUGUUUUCGUGCCAUGCCAUCGAACUUCCAACCGAGCUAGGAGGCCGAUGGGUCCUGCAGAGUGAGGAGCUCCGAGCCGAGCCGAGCUGAGCCGUGCCGGGAGCAGCAGCAGCAGCUUGGUGCCGCUCCGAUCCAGUGGACCGUGCGUGGGUUCGGUUAGUGGAGGAUGGCCUUUCACGGCGCAGGCCGGCAGACCGUGUGUGGAGAUCUGUUCCCGGGCUCCGAGCUGGGCCACAAGUACUUCUGUGUCAACUCCUCCUGCGGAGCUCCAUCCACGGGCCUCAGCGCCACGCCGUGCCUGACCGGACCCACCGCCCCGGCCGGGACCCCCCGUCACCCCACGGCUCUCGGAGGCAGCGCCGGCGGCGGAGCGGCGGUGCCUCAACCCUACAGCAACCCGGCCAGCGAGGUGCCGAGCCCCGCAGAGAUGGAGCCGGACCGGCCCAUCGGUUAUGGCGCAUUUGGAGUCGUCUGGUCGGUGACUGAUCCUCGCGACGGUCGAAAAGUGGCUCUGAAGAAGAUGCCGAAUGUCUUCCAGAACCUGGUCUCCUGUAAAAGGGUCUUCAGAGAGCUGAGGAUGCUGUGCUUCUUCAAACACGACAAUGUUCUGUCGGCUCUGGACAUCCUGCAGCCUCCGCAGAUCGACUGCUUCGAGGAGAUAUACGUGAUCACGGAGCUGAUGCAGAGCGACCUCCACAAAGUGAUCGUGUCUCCUCAGCCUCUAACCACCGACCACAUCAAGGUCUUCCUCUAUCAGAUCCUCAGAGGUUUGAAGUACCUUCACUCUGCGGGGAUCCUGCACAGAGACAUCAAACCUGGAAACCUGCUGGUCAACAGCAACUGUCUGCUCAAGAUCUGUGACUUCGGCCUGGCCCGUGUGGAGGAGCCCGACCCGUCGCGUCACAUGACCCAGGAGGUGGUGACUCAGUACUACAGAGCUCCGGAGGUUCUGAUGGGCUGCCGGCACUACGGAUCGGCCAUCGACGUCUGGUCAGUGGGCUGCAUCUUCGCAGAGCUGCUGGGACGGAGAAUCCUCUUCCAGGCUCAGAGCCCCAUUCAGCAGCUGGAUCUGAUCACAGAUCUGCUCGGGACGCCUCCUCUGUCCGCUCUGGCUUCAGCCUGCGAAGGAGCUCGAGCUCAUAUCCUGAGAGGUCCUCACAAACCGCCGUCGCUGUCGGUUCUCUACAUGUUGUCUGAUGGAGCCACACAUGAAGCCGUUCACCUGCUCUGUAGGAUGCUGGUCUUUGAUCCG
This is a messenger RNA of Stegastes partitus (bicolor damselfish), 1504 nucleotides long. It is a transcript of the gene nlk1, whose product is annotated as nemo-like kinase, type 1. Gene Ontology annotation, molecular function: ATP binding; MAP kinase activity. The transcript has 9 exons. Gene Ontology annotation, biological process: protein phosphorylation. The record is from RefSeq and is a predicted model, not a curated record. The annotation marks the transcript as partial. Lineage: Eukaryota; Metazoa; Chordata; Actinopteri; Pomacentridae.